UAUUAAUUUUUAUCUCAAGGCACAGGGCAGGCAGAAACUGACCAGGAUCUGGAAGCUUGGGGAGGGACUGACCAGAAUGGACAACUGGACAGGGAAUAGAUGGAAAAUACUAAUAUUUACCAUGUCUGCAAUGGGAGUACUGAGCAUAGGUGGACACUAUAAACUCCAUGAAGCCAGUCGUUGUUUCAAUUCCUACGGAGUACCAAAGAUAGACCUGAGCAAGUGCAGUCAACUAGACAUGAUCAUGAUCACCAAAGCCAUACAAGGCAUCAGUCGCCAGCCUAACCAGUGUGAAUACCAGGAGGGGGACUGCACUGAUGUCAUUUCCACAGACACAGAUGCCAAGCUCCAGGAAUGCGUCGGAAAGAGCACAUGUUCUACAACUGUGACAGUGUCAUGGAUGCAAUGGUGUAGUGCAUACAGUACAUAUAACUAUGUACAGUAUGGCUGUAUACCAGUUAAAGACACCCUGGACAUGUGUAUCCGCGGUGGAGUUCAUAGCACACUGACAGGCUUCAUCAAAUCACCAAACUACCCAAACAACUACGGCCCAGUGACAGACUGUACGUGUAAUAUUACCACAAAGCCAGAUGCGAAACUUCUCUUGACUUUUGUCGAUGCCCUAAUAGAAUGGAGUAAGGACUGUCAAAGGGAUUUUAUACGUAUAUAUGAUGGUCACCACAACAUAGUGCGAUGUGGCAGUUUGCACAGGAACUUCAAUUACACGACCAAAUUUGGUUCUGUUCUGGUGCGAUUUGUGGCAGACGGACAGCAAGAAGGGAAAGGAUUUUGGAUGAAUUUCAAGUCCCCCCAACCUGUGACUGUGCAGUGCAGCCCUACAAACUAUAUACCCACCACUGAACCUCCCUCAACAACAACUACAGUCAACAUGAAUACGGAGAAAGAAGAUAAAAAUACAGAGAAGUUGGCAGAGAAGGAAAAUACACACACACUGCCAGAUGCAAAUAAUGAACCCUCUAUAGCUGGGAUUAUCAUAGCAUGUGUCAUAUCCCUGGCCUUCUUAGUUGUUCUUACAGUUCUACUCAUCAGAUUCAAAAGGAAGCGUCACAAGGAGAAAAUUUCAAAAAGCCCGUCUUCCGAAUCUAAUAGCAGUCAGGUUCCAGGAAGGAUCAGGGGCAGUCAACACAGUCGCCCUCUACCUGAUCCUCCGGUGUCACCAACAAGUAGUGACAAGAACGGAACGUUUGAGAAAAUAGAAGAAAAGUCUGAAAAAAGCACAAACUGUACAGAAGAUGUGAAGCAGGAUUCACAAGAAGACAGUGGUAUCAAGGAAAAUCCCAUUUGAGCCAGCUGAGAAGCUUCACAUAGAAGCUUCACAAUUUUGAACAGAGAGCUUUUGAAUUUAAUUUCCAUGUUAAUUGUGAUUAUUU
Messenger RNA from Lingula anatina, 1391 nucleotides. RefSeq lists its product as uncharacterized. The record is from RefSeq and is a predicted model, not a curated record. Lineage: Eukaryota; Metazoa; Brachiopoda; Lingulata; Lingulida; Lingulidae.